This is a messenger RNA of Recurvomyces mirabilis, 654 nucleotides long. RefSeq lists its product as uncharacterized. The transcript has 4 exons. The coding region runs from base 1 to 654 and encodes 217 amino acids. Gene Ontology annotation, molecular function: hydrolase activity, hydrolyzing O-glycosyl compounds. Lineage: Eukaryota; Fungi; Ascomycota; Dothideomycetes; Mycosphaerellales; Teratosphaeriaceae. Gene Ontology annotation, biological process: xylan catabolic process. The record is from RefSeq and is a predicted model, not a curated record.
AUGAAGUUCACCGCUGCUCUUCUUGCCCUCGUUGGCCUCGCUGCCGCCAGCCCUCUCCCAGUCGAGACUGUCGAGGAGCCUGCGGAGCUCAUCAACCUUGAGAAGCGUGCUUCUCUCAACUACGUCCAAAACUACAAUGGUAACAAGGCCAACUACAAGUACAACCAGGGCGCCGGCACCUUCUCGUGCAGCUGGAAUAACCCCGGUGACUUCGUUGUCGGUCUCGGCUGGACCACUGGCUCCGCCAGAUCCAUCACCUUCAGCGGUAGCUACAGCACCAACUCGGGGUCCUACCUCGCCGUUUACGGCUGGUUGAACAGCCCCUUGACCGAGUACUACGUCGUGGAGAACUACUCCUACGACCCUUGCUCCGUCUCUGGCUCCCAAAACGUGGGCAGCGUCACCUCCGACGGCUCCAGCUACAAGAUCUGCAAGCACACCCAGGUCAACCAACCCUCCAUCAAGGGCACCAACACCUUCGGCCAGUACUUCUCUGUGCGCGCCAGCAAGCGCUCUUCCGGCACUGUCACCAUGGGCAACCACUUCAAUGCGUGGAAGAAGAGCGGUUUCGCCGCUUCCAACUUCAACUACCAGGUCAUGGCUGUCGAGGCUUUCAGCGGCACUGGAUCCGCCAACAUGAAGGUCUCUGGUUAA